AUGGCAUCAAAGCUAUUGAAUGCGCUAUUGCGGCUUCCGCCGACUGCUCGUACCUGCUUCACCGCUAUUUUGAAGCCUACACCGAGCCCGCUUUCGCAUCUCACAACGCGUGCCUUCUCCGCCUCCACUACACGACAAGCAACAUACAACCAGGUCCUACGAGGCUGCCGAAAAGGUCUCAAGGCCCGGAAGCCAACAUCGCCGCAACUGGCAAACACCAAAUGUCCCGAGAUGAAAGGCGUGUGUCUGAGAGUAGGAGUCACGAAACCAAAGAAGCCCAAUUCAGGCGAGCGGAAAGUUGCGAGGGUGCGAUUGAGUAGUGGAAGUGUGGUCACGGCAUAUAUUCCUGGUGAAGGGCACAAUAUACAGCAGCAUUCCGUUGUGCUGGUAAGAGGUGGUAGAAGUCAGGAUUGCCCAGGUGUGAAGUACCAUCUUGUGCGUGGAGCAAUGGACUUGGGUGGUGUUGGCAACAGGGUUACCAGUCGAUCGAAGUAUGGUACCAAGAAGCCCAAGGCGGCUUAAGUUGGCAUUGAGGCUGCCUAUCCAUUCCUGCCAACGCUGGACUGAGACAUGUGCGCUUCGAGAUUCGAGGACUGAGCUGUGCUCGAUAGCAGAAACGAAUUGCUUUCGCCGUGUUGUCCCAAAAUUCACCAGGCAGAAAUGCCUGCCGGAAAACCCUACAGGAAGCAGAAAUCAGCGUCGAAUGAUCGCUUGGCAUCCGAAGCGACGGUUACACUGUCUCACGCAACGAGCGGAGCUCGGCAAAGCCGUCUGGGCUGAACUGCGUUGAAGCCGAUGUGGUUCAAGCCGGAUCGCGAUGCGAGUAUAGCUACGGGCGGUCCGAAGCACACACAUGCCAGCGUCAAUGCUCAACCACAACUAUUUGAGAUGUUUCUCGUCGAGCUGCCAGGACGACCUUCGAUGAUGCUCGGCAGACGAAUUUCGCCAUCGCAUUGGCUCAUGAAAUGGCUGAAAAUACGAGUUCUUGUGCAACGCAGACACGCUCUUCGAUUAUAAGAGAGCUGACUACAUCGUUGGCCGUUCCAGUCCUGAACGCUUCAUUCAAACAUUACAAUCAGGACAGUACACAAAGGCGCUUCGAAUUUUGCUCAGUCAUCAAAAUGUUCAAGACUCCCUUCCUUGUCCUGCUGGUCGCAAGCUUCUCGUCAGUUCCGAUAUCCUUUGCUCAAAUCCGUCGUCCCAAACUUAUCCAUUCCAUCUAGUCUCGCUUCGAAAGACGAUUGUCCCUGCUACAAAUCCACAACUACGGUCGUCCACCCAACUUGCACUCCUUGGGCUGGCAUCUGUCCUGCCAUCAUCUGCGCUACCCCAACGGCGACUGUGACCAAGACCGUACCCAGAAAUGCAAAUGUAAGUCUCGGAUUCAGAAAUGCGCGACCUGCCUAAACUCGCCUAGGCUUUAACUCGAUGCCGAGACAAGAAUGUGCCGACCGUGACGGCAUACAGCCCUUGCACGACUGAUUGUGCGCCCAUCACUUGUCCAACUGCGACAGCCACUGUUGUUGGGAAGGAGAAGCAGUGUUGCACUGCGUGGUAGAAAUAAGAAACUGAGGACAUCUUGUGGAACGAAAUUUCUAGGGUUAUCAGGAUCAGAAUAGGAAUAUGGUUGAUUUCUGUUGGCUCUGUUGCGGGAAUGAGAUAGCAUCUUUGAAUUGGAAUGACUCAUCGCUUCG
This is a messenger RNA of Pseudocercospora fijiensis CIRAD86, 1694 nucleotides long. RefSeq lists its product as uncharacterized. The record is from RefSeq and is a predicted model, not a curated record. NCBI's taxonomy places the organism in Eukaryota, Fungi, Ascomycota, Dothideomycetes, Mycosphaerellales, Mycosphaerellaceae. Bases 1 to 522 code for a protein of 173 amino acids. Gene Ontology annotation, biological process: translation. Gene Ontology annotation, cellular component: small ribosomal subunit; ribosome. The transcript has 2 exons. Gene Ontology annotation, molecular function: structural constituent of ribosome.